UUAAGUAAACGACAUUUCCCAGAAUGCGCCGCGGCUUCUAGUGACAUCCACGCCACGACGAGCUGAAACGGUUAUUUACGUCCCGAUGUUACGAACUUGGUCCCCUGACCUGAGCUCUAACCACUGUUACACCUGAGUUAAGGCGCUGCCCCUAGUUUGUUGUCCUCCGGAGUCACCCCCAGACUGACGCCAUAAGCCAGACCAGCUUGGUUUUCGGUGAGUCAAUUGCUAUGCUAUCAUCGGUUCCCACCAGGCUAUUUGCGCGAAGGUCGCGCAGCCUGUCACCGUGCAGUCGCGUGCUUCAGACCAGCGCCAGCGGUGGCGCGUGCCAGGGCAUCCGCGAGACUCCGGCGGAGGCCAAGCGCAACCCCAUCGUGUCCACUUCCAGGGUCUCCAGGAGGGGGAUUUUGGCUGAGGAGACUGCUGGAAACAGCGUGAAACCAUCGAUGCAGUACCACCACCUCGCCCCUAGAUGGCUGUCCAACCUGGAGAAUCGCCGCAGUUCCUGGGCGGCUCUGGCCAGCAGAGGUCGUAACAACAACCAGUACUGGGAGGAAAGCGGCGGAGACAGGGGAACAGGUGGAGGACCCAUGCGGGCAGGAGUAGCCUCUGCCGGUGUCCUCUCUGCUGCGGCCGUGGCCUUCUGUCUGAAGAAAGACCCCGAUAACAAAGAUGAUGCUCUUUUGGAAGCAGCAAGGACCAAUAAUGCUCAGGAUGUAGCCAGGCUGUUAAAAGAGGGGGUGGAUCCGAAUCAUCGCCACCGUCUCGGCUGGACCGCUCUCAUGGUGGCUGCUAUGAAUCGACAGCACAGCGUGGUGAAAGUCUUACUUGAAGCUGGUGCCGACCCAAAUGCCGGUGAUCACUUCAACAAUGUUUACGACACAUCACGGGAGAAAGGGAUCCACUCACUGGAAGUUUUGGUGUCCAGAGAGGACGAGUUCAGCAGCAGGCUGAGCAGCAGGGCUGGUUUCCGUGGCUGCACAGCGCUUCACUACGCUACGCUGGCCGACGACCCACGCGCUGUACGCAUGCUGCUUGAGGCUGGUGCCAGCCCCCUGCAGACCAAUGGUGUGGGACACACAGCACGGGCCUAUGCUAAGGAGGGAGAAGUGAGCACUUUGCUGCAGGAGUGGGAGGGCAAGUUUCUGGAGUUACAGGCUCGACGAGAGGCAGAGGAAAGGAGGAGGUUCCCCCUGGAGAGGAGGCUGAAGGAGCACAUCAUUGGACAGGAGGGGGCCAUCAAUACGGUGGCUUCAGCCAUCAGGAGAAAGGAGAACGGCUGGUACGAUGAAGAACAUCCCCUCGUAUUCCUCUUCCUGGGCUCAUCGGGAAUCGGAAAGACGGAGUUGGCUAAACAGGUGGCUCGUUACAUGCACAAGGACAUUAAAAAGGGUUUCAUCCGCAUGGACAUGUCGGAGUUUCAGGAAAAGCAUGAGGUGGCAAAGUUCAUUGGCUCUCCACCGGGAUAUGUGGGACAUGAAGAAGGCGGUCAGCUGACCAAGCUGUUGAGGGCGUGUCCUAACGCUGUUGUCUUGUUUGAUGAAGUGGAUAAGGCCCACCCCGAUGUCCUCACCAUCAUGCUGCAGCUCUUUGAUGAGGGUCGUCUUACAGACGGUAAAGGAAAGACAAUCGAAUGCAAAGACGCCAUCUUCAUCAUGACGUCGAACGUCGCAAGUGACGAGAUAGCCCAGCAUGCAUUGCAGCUCCGCCAGGAAGCCGAGCGGGUCAGCCGCAGGAAGCUGGCCGAUAACCUCGAGGACGUACAGAAAAGUGAUGACAUUAAAAUCUCCAGACAGUUUAAAGAAUCUGUGAUUCGACCAAUCCUGAAGGCUCAUUUCCGAAGGGACGAGUUCCUGGGCCGUAUCAAUGAAAUCGUCUACUUCCUGCCAUUCUGUCACUCAGAGCUGCUACAGCUGGUCAGCAAAGAGCUCAACUUCUGGGCCAAAAAGGCUAAACAGCGGCAUGAUAUCACUCUUCAGUGGGAUCGCCCAGUACUGGACCUGUUAGCAGGCGGCUACAACAUGCAUUAUGGAGCUCGUUCCAUCAAGCAUGAGGCUAAACAGCGGCAUGAUAUCACUCUUCAGUGGGAUCGCCCAGUACUGGACCUGUUAGCAGGCGGCUACAACAUGCAUUAUGGAGCUUGUGAUUUAUGCCAUAUUUCAGGGCUCCUUGUAGAACAAAAUCACGAUGAUGUGUUAGGGCCACAUUAAGAAAAAAAUUUAGCGGACCUACUUCUAGGCCAGUUACCCGCAGAAGUAAUUGACAUUGAGGACAUUUACCUGUUUAAUGUGACGAUAAUAGCCUGCGAGAAAGUUAUUACAAGGAACUGGCUUCAAAGGGAUCCUUUGAGACUGAAGCAAUGGCGAGAUGUCAUGGAGGAAAUUUCCACGAUGGAAAAAAUAACUUAUUACUUAAGACUUGAAGCACAUCGAUUCAAACAACGAUGGAAGAAAUGGAAUCUGUAUAAGGCUCGACCAAACACAGACAUUCUUUGAUGUUUAGGUAGCACCACACAAGUUGUUUACUCUCUUUUUUUUUGCCAUUUGUUCUCCCUCACCCCUUAAUUUUUUUCUUUUAUUCCCUCCAUUUAUUGUAAAUGACUGAGGAAAAUGAAAAACUAAAGUAAAAAAAAAAGCGUCAGUUUUGGAGCCUGUUAUCGAAUCUUUAUGGAGGGGAGGAAAAAAUAGGGGAAAAAAGGUAUUUGUUACAUAUUAAUAACAGCGAUGUUCAGAUUUUGCCGUGAAGGAGAAAGGAUCUAUAAACCUGAUCUCCACCCGACCCCUGACUCUGUCACUGAUCCGUCAGGUUGAGAGGAGAGUCGUCAACCAGUUAGCCACAGCGUACGAGCAGGAGCUGCUGCCUAACGGCUGCACGCCGCGUGUGUCUGUCCAAUCGGAAGGCCAGAAAGAUGGCACGACAGCCUGUCCUUUGAGGUGGUUGGAGAGGACAGCCAGUGUAGAACACUGGAUAUUGUAUGAUUGUUAUCGAAUCUGUGUGAAAAAAAAUAAUUAAAAAAACAAACUGAUAUUUGUGACACAUUAAUAACAGCAACUUUAUUUUCCUGUGAAGGAAAAACGGAUAAUCAAAGAUGAUUUGACUGUGUUUUAGCACAUUGUUCACAUCAGCAGAGGCACGCUGAUGAAAAUGUAAACACAACCUGCGUAAUCUGUUCUCCCCAAUGAAGAAUGUGCUAGUGGAGAGAGUGCAUUUGAAGCAUGGUUGAUAUAACUGGCUUGUAAGUAGUUUCUGUUGAUGCAUGUUAAUGUAAAGAAGUCUAUCAUAGCUGCGAGCGAGCUCUGGUGCUUUCGUUUGUGUCCCUCUGACAUUAAGAGGAAUUUAGUCAUAAAGAGAAAAUAUUCAAAGUGUUGCAUCAUAAAUGUUUGAACAGCACGCUGCCAAGGCGCCAAAUGUAAUCGAGCGACGUUUGUCAUUCUUGUAUCCGAGUCUCCGCCGUGUAAAUAAAGUCAUCACAAUCAAAAGGGAAUUCCU
Messenger RNA from Haplochromis burtoni (Burton's mouthbrooder), 3489 nucleotides. RefSeq names its product caseinolytic mitochondrial matrix peptidase chaperone subunit B (gene clpb). Gene Ontology annotation, molecular function: ATP binding; protein binding; ATP hydrolysis activity. NCBI's taxonomy places the organism in Eukaryota, Metazoa, Chordata, Actinopteri, Cichliformes, Cichlidae. Gene Ontology annotation, biological process: cellular response to heat. The record is from RefSeq and is a predicted model, not a curated record. The coding region runs from base 231 to 2210 and encodes 659 amino acids. Gene Ontology annotation, cellular component: cytoplasm; mitochondrion. The transcript has 16 exons.